Messenger RNA from Onychostoma macrolepis, 1616 nucleotides. RefSeq names its product zona pellucida-like domain-containing protein 1. The transcript has 11 exons. Gene Ontology annotation, cellular component: cell surface. NCBI's taxonomy places the organism in Eukaryota, Metazoa, Chordata, Actinopteri, Cypriniformes, Cyprinidae. Bases 6 to 1262 code for a protein of 418 amino acids. The record is from RefSeq and is a predicted model, not a curated record.
CAAGCAUGAUCCAAGGUUCACGUUCAGCAAACAGCAGGAAAGAUAUACUCCUCAACAUUUUCCUCUUCCUCCUAGCUACAAAAUUCAACAAAAGCUUUCAGUUAACGCUGAGCGACUGCGGAUCAGAGUACAGACGUCCAGAGUACACAGACAUCUCUGUAAACUGUGGAACGGAGUACAUCAAUCUGGCUAUCAAAUUCUGUCCUGUCAUGUACACCGGCUACAACGAAUCAGAGUUAAUUCUCAACAACAUCAUGAAUAACCCAGACUGCCAUGCGACCAUCGAUACUACCGUUUUACCUCCUGUGGCCCGAUUUAGGUUCCUGCUUAACUCAACCAAUGCCUGCGGCAGCAACUUUGUUACAAUAAGGAGUAUAGGGACAGGUGUAUUCUCAGACUUCUCCAACAUCGAGACGGUCAACAUCAGUGGAAUUAUACGAUCGAAAGACAUCACAACAGGCACUGUGACGUAUAAUGCUGAGCUGAAGUACUACUACUCAUGCUCCUAUCCUCUGGAGUACAUGAUCAACAACACUCAAGUGGAUGUGUCGGCCUCCUCGAUUGCAGUAAAAGACAACAAUGGCAGUUUCAUCAGCACUCUGAAUCUCAGACUCUUCAGUGACAUAAACUACACCCAGCCUCUUGUCAUGCCUCCCCUCGGUAUUGAGCUGAAGACUAAUGUGUUUGUGCAAGUGGAGGCCACCAACUUGACCUCCCAGUACCUUUUGCUGCUGGACAGAUGCUAUGCCUCCAUUUCCACCAUCCCCACCACCAGGAGCUACUUCAACCUCUUUAUGCCUUGCGGCAGUGAUCGGCUCACUAAAAUGCUGGUGAAUGGGGAGAUGCAAGUUGCUCGGUUCUCGUUUCCAGCCUUCCGCUUCACAGAGCAGCAGAACCAGACAGUAUCGACAUACUAUCUGCACUGCAUUACAAGACUCUGUGAAAUAUCAACCUGCAAUACAUUUAGGCAAUGUGGCAAACGAAAAAGGAGAGAUGUUGUGCCUUUGACCACCACUCCUUCUCCAAAUGGAGUCACAGAAUCCAAAAUCAUCACAUCACCAGCCAUCGUCAUACGUGCAGAUCAUGUGGUGGCAACAAAAGAGGAAGAAGUUACAAUCAGCACGAAAAAACCUUUAGACUCUUCUGUGAGUCUUGGCGUAGCUGUGGGCAUCCUGGCAUUUGCCUGCAUCAUGAUCGUAGGAAUGGGAGCAGUUUUCUACAAGAGACACUGGCACAACACACCUUCAAAAAUGCUCCGGUGAGCUGAGACUCCCUGCUCCUGCUCCAAGAGAGGACUGCUGUUCCCCACCGGGACAAUCUCUUACCACUGGAGGGCUGAGUGUAGAACUGUUUCAGACAUUUUGAUCUUUUCUAUAAUGUUUCUUGGUGAAUAAUCAUAGCAUAAUGUGGUUUAGAAGAGCAACAAUGCACUACAUCAGCUCUACACCAUAAACUUUUGUUUAAGUGUAGCUUGGACCUGGAAAUACAUGUUAAAAGCACAACCAAAACAGAGUUUAUAUAUAAGGCAAUAUGUAUUCUCUGUGAUUUUGUGUUUUUGAAUUGAAGUGCAUUAAAAGUACUGACCCAUCAAAUGAAUCCAAUCCCAAUGAGCUCAC